CCGAUUCAAUUGAACGGUCCGCAUAUCGUUUGCCCACCUGUAAUUGUGACACAUGUUGGAAUGCGCAUCGUCGGUUACAUUGUGAAAUAUGACAAAAUUUUCCAAGAUCACUUUGGAUUUAAGUGAAAUCCAUCUUCCUAGACAAUUGUUAAAGUGGCACGCACAAUAUUACACAUGUGUGUCAUUAUUAUUGCCCGAGAUAUUUUAAAUUAAAUUCCACGCAGCAAGUGAGUUAAAUGAACGGCGUAAUGUCCCUCUACAAGGCAUGAUUCCAAAGUAGAUUUGAUGGCCAUUGAUAUUGUAUGUUUUUGUCGGCAAGGAUAACCCUUUCUUUGUUCAGGGUGUCAAUUAAACAUGACUACACAAAACGACUUGAACAAGCUGACGAGGGAGGACUUUGAUGCCGGACCUUGCAGCUUUGAUGAGAUCGAACCUGGUCUCUUCCUGGGCAAUCUCACAGCUGCCACAGACAUUGAUUGGCUGAAGGAAGUUGAGAUAACUCAUAUACUGACGGUGGACUCGUGCCCAUUGCCGAGGAAGAUCCAGGAUCGCCUGCCUAACUUGAUCACCAAGUAUAUCCAAGUGACGGAUAUGCCACGCGAAGAUUUGCUCACAUACUUCGAGGACUCGUAUGAGUUCAUCGACCGUGCCAUAGAGUCCAACGGUCGGGUAUUGGUACACUGCUACUUCGGCAUGUCGAGGUCCGCCACUGUCGUGAUCGCUUACAUAAUGAAGAAGCAUGAGAGCAGCUUCACGGACGUGUUUCACGCGGUGAAGGCGAAGCGACGCUUCGUCGCGCCGAACCCCGGCUUCGUGGCACAGCUACGCCUCUACGAGGACAUGGGUUUCGGCGUUGACAGUAGCAACGUGCAGUUCAAGAUGUAUCGGCUGCAGAUCGCAGCCGAUAAGGUUCGCAAGGCGCGUAUCUUGCCGCAGAGCUGCAUCGACCUGGUGAAGCCUGAUCCGGCGCUGACGACGGUGCGUCCCGAACCGACGGUCUACCGUUGCAAGAAAUGCCGUCGCAUCGUCGCCAGCGCCAGUAACAUUUUGCCACAUGCGCCACGCGAGAAACAAAUCUGGCGUCAUAUCAGUAGUAGCGGCGCGAAGGACGCCGCUGUCGCUGAGAACUGCGACAAACCGCUUCAGAAGAGGGACGAGUCGGCAGCGGCGCGUGUCGAGCUCUGCAACAAGAUCUACUUCGUUGAGCCGCUUGCUUGGAUGCCCGACAUCACGCACGCGGUGGAGGGCAAGCUGAAUUGUCCUAAAUGCAACACGAAGCUCGGCUCGUACAGCUGGAUCGCCGGCAGUCAAUGCCCCUGCGGCAGUAAAAUCGCGCCUGCUUUCUACUUGGUGCCCUCCAAGCUCGAUUGGAGCAACGUUGUGCAGAACGUGCAAGUAACAGUAUAGUGACGGGGAGCGCAAUGUGAUUAUAAGUGUACGUUGAAGUGAUGGAGCGACUAGUCGAGAAGAUAGAAACGUUGACUUUUGUAUACACGAUAUUGAAGUUGUGCCAUAAUUUCAGGGUCCUCAAUUUCCAAGACCAAAACGACAUGAACCGUCGAGACAUUGUGAAAAUGUUCUUUAAGAGGCGCCUGGCAGACGUCUAAUGAAGUUUCACACAUCUCAUGUACGUCUUUCAGCCGCCUUCUGAACGGUUGUGUCGCUUUGGCACGUCCACCGUAUUGAAUUUAACGAUCUAACAUCAUAUAUGCUCAAACCUCAACGGAUAUCAUAAACGUUAAGCUUUUACCGUAACUCGAACCAAAAUCUAUACGAUCCUUAAAAAAAGAAAAACAGAGAUGAUUAAACUCGAAGUAUCUUUAAGGGAGCAUUUUAAUCAUAUCACUUCGUGUGUAAGAUUUUUUAAAAUUUUAACAAUAAUUUAAAUAACGUGUAUACGUCAUGGUGUCCAAGAUGUCUUGUGGUACCUGCUGAGGAUUGAGAGUAACGCGUCUCGGGCCUGUAUUAACAAUUAUCGCCUAAAACUUGUUUCAUGUGAGAUACUCAGAUUUUUACUCAGAGUUGGGUCCAAGUUUUUCAGUCGAAUCAUGAUAUAUAUAUGUGUGACAUUUAUAUAAUUGUAAUCGCGAUUCAACAGCGAAACUGUUUCUCUGAAUUCAAAUCUAAAUAUCUCAUUUGAGAGACGUUUCAAGUAAUUACUACGGGCCUCAGAAUUUACGAAAGAGACGAGAUGCGAUUGCAACCAAUGUGUACGCAAACUGACUAUAUUCUAAUCCUGUGCCAAUAUUUCGAUAUGUGUACAUAUAUCUAUAUACAAGUAUUUGUUACGUAUAUCUGUACGUUGUACUUUUCCUAUUACAUGUAUCAAGAGACAAAACGUCCUCGUGAACGUUCUCUGACUUCGAUGUUUUUUUAUAAUAUAUUGCACUAUCAUUAUC
Molecule: messenger RNA, 2399 nt
Organism: Odontomachus brunneus
Lineage: Eukaryota; Metazoa; Arthropoda; Insecta; Hymenoptera; Formicidae
Gene: MKP-4
Product: dual specificity protein phosphatase MPK-4-like
Exons: 2
Coding region: 355-1407 (350 amino acids)
Biological process (GO): protein dephosphorylation
Cellular component (GO): nucleus
Molecular function (GO): protein tyrosine/serine/threonine phosphatase activity
Source: RefSeq, a predicted model, not a curated record